This is a messenger RNA of Prunus dulcis (almond), 663 nucleotides long. RefSeq lists its product as uncharacterized. Lineage: Eukaryota; Viridiplantae; Streptophyta; Magnoliopsida; Rosales; Rosaceae. Bases 1 to 663 code for a protein of 220 amino acids. The transcript has a single exon. The record is from RefSeq and is a predicted model, not a curated record.
AUGUCUACUCUUGAGAAGUGCGAUUCUCAUACUGCUUCGUUGGCAUUUCGUGAGGAGGUCAUACCUGGAACAAAGAUGCAUAGGUCUUUAGUGAAGAUCACACCAGUGGAUAUAAGGGAAGUGAUGGCCCAGGCGAAUGGAAUCAUCAAACUAGAAGAAGAAGAGCUCACCCAGUCAAAACAUGCCACUUCCACCAUUGCGAUCCCAAAGCCUCCAUCAGAGCAAAAGGUGGAGACGAAGCGAUAUUCCUUGAGACAAGAGCCUAGCAACGGACCUAGGCAAAGCCAACCCUUCAGCAGGCUCACAAUGAGUUUAGCCAAACUGUUUCACGAGAACAAGGGCAACGGUAUAUUUCGAACGCCACCUGCGAUCCGCGAAUCCCCAGAAAAGCGAGACAGGAACAAGAUGUGCGCCCAUCAUAACGACUUUGGACAUACUACUGAUGAGUGCCGAAGUCUCAAAUAUCAGGUAGAGGCAAUGCUGAGAAAGGGAAUGUUAUCCCAUUACCGCGCUACACUUGAUAAUAGGGCAAAUGAAGAGGAUGGGUCAAAAACAAUGACCGGCAAUAUCGCAAAUGAAGAACUGCUGGAGAUCAACAUCAUCCAUGGUCGACCGAAUCUCAUGGAAGGAAAAGAGGCACGAUCCCGAUUCAAAAAAAGAUGA